AUGCUCGACGCAACAAAUGAGAUCAAGCUCCUCACGGGCUCCAGCCACCCAACGCUGGGUCGGUUGAUUGCUGAACGUCUCGACAUUGAGAUCGCCAAGACGAUGAGCAUCAAUGAUUCAAAUCAAGAAACUAGCGUGACCAUUGGCGAGUCCGUGAGAGAUGAGGAUGUGUUCAUCCUGCAGUCCACAGCUCCGGGUGACAUCAACAACGGGCUGAUGGAGCUCCUGGUCAUGAUCCAUGCUUGCCGGACCGCAUCUGCCCGGCGGAUCACCGCUGUUGUGCCCAACUACCCCUACGCUCGUCAGGACAAGAAGGACCGCAGUCGUGCACCCAUCUCGGCGAAGCUGGUUGCCGACAUGUUGGUCCAGGCUGGCUGCAACCAUGUGAUCACGAUGGACCUCCAUGCCUCGCAGAUUCAGGGUUUCUUUAACAUCCCGGUCGACAAUCUGCUUGCGGAGCCGAGCGUUCUGCGGUUCAUUCGCGAACACCUUCCCCUGCAGGACACUGCGAUUGUGAGCCCUGACGCGGGCGGCACCAAGCGCGUGACGGCAAUUGCAGACCGUCUUGACCGGCCAUUCGCCCUGAUCCACAAGGAACGGCCACAGCCGGGAGUCGUGGGCCGCAUGAUUCUGGUGGGCGACGUUCGGGAUAAAGUGGCCAUCAUUAUUGACGAUGCAGCGCAAACAGUCAUGGACCACGGUGCACGAGAGGUGGUUGCCAUUGUGACCCACGGUAUUCUCAGUGGCAAGGCUGUGCAGACCAUCAACGAGAGCUGUCUGUCGCAGCUGAUCGUGACGAACACGGUCCCUCUGGGCGACAAGCUCGAGCGAUGCCCCAAGAUCCGCAUCAUCGACGUCAGUGCCACAAUUGCAGAGUCGAUCCGGCGGACACACCACGGCGAGAGCACCUCAUUCCAACGACACUUUGGUAUUGAUGCAAACAUCAAGGGUCUCUUGACUGCCUCAGCCAAUAUUGGAGGAAUCCUCGGCGGCCUCUUCUCUGGUCACGUCGUCGACAAAUGGGGCCGGAAAAUGGGCAUUUUGAUUUCGGCACUGAUAGUACUGGUCUCUUGCAUCCUCCAUUCGACGUCAACCACUCUGGGACAGUUCUUUGUAGCCCGGAUCCUUGUCGGGUUUGCAAAAGCGAUGGACAUUGCCUCUGUGCCUACCUACCUGGUAGAGCUAGCACCUCCAGCUCAUCGCGGCUUUGUAGCAGGCCUUUACUGGGCAUGCUGGCUUCUGGGAGCCAUCAUCUCCUCGGGCGUUGGAUACGGUGCCAGAAGCGUGGCAGGACAAUGGAGUUGGCGAAUCAUCUGCAUCUGUAUGGCUGGCCCCGCGCUGUCCUGCAUUGCUCUCCUCCCGUUCGUUCCAGAGUCUCCGCGCUGGCUGAUGUCUCGUGGCCAAGACGAACAAGCGCUCAAAGUGCUGGCUAGAUUCCACGGUGGUGGAGAUGAAGAGCAUCCAUUGGUCGUUUCCCAAUUCCGAGAAAUCAAGGAGGCAAUCUCCUAUGAACAGGACAACAAGUUCGAGACGUUUAUAGCCUGGUGGAAGGCCUUCACGGCACAAAAGUCGAACCUUUAUCGGGGGUACAUUAUCAUGACUCUCGGUAUCUUCGAACAGACCAUCGGCUCCAGCAUCAUCACGUACUAUCUGAGCAGUGUUCUCAGUCUCGCUGGGAUCACCUCUCAGAAGGAGCAAUUUGCUAUCAGCAUUGGCCAAAAUUGCGUGGCUUUCGCCUCGGCACUUGUUGGUAUUUGUAUCAUUGACAAGGUUGGGCGAGUGCCAAUGCUGGUUGGUGGCACCGCAUUUUGCGCCGCUGUCCUUGCGUGUAUGGCCGGGCUCACGGCAGAUCAGACUGACAAUGAGAACGGAAGGAAUGGCAUCAUUGCAAUGGUCUUCCUCUUCCAAGUCGGCUACUCGUCAACGUGGACGCCCUUGUCUUUCUCGUAUUGUGCCGAAGUGCUCAAUUUCACCAUUCGUGCCAGGGGCAUGGCUUUCUACAACAUUUUCACUUCUUCCACUGGGUUCUUCAAUCAAUACGUGAUUCCUAUCGGACUGGCCAACAUCAAGUGGAGAUUUUAUCUUGUCGGCAUUUGCUGGAACACUCUCGUUACCGUGGUCAUUUUCUUCACGUAUCUCGAGACCAAGGGUUUGACUCUCGAGCAGAUCGAUAAGCGCUUUCAGGGGGUCCCUAGAGAUCAACUCGACAGCAUUGUUGAAGUUUACAACGGAGAAAAGCCGAUCUUGGAGACGGAAAUCGUUUCGAAAUCCGAAAAGGACAAAGACACAAAAAUUACUGUUUAA
Molecule: messenger RNA, 2304 nt
Organism: Grosmannia clavigera kw1407
Lineage: Eukaryota; Fungi; Ascomycota; Sordariomycetes; Ophiostomatales; Ophiostomataceae
Product: phosphoribosyl diphosphate synthase isoform 4
Exons: 13
Coding region: 1-2304 (767 amino acids)
Biological process (GO): transmembrane transport; purine nucleotide biosynthetic process; 5-phosphoribose 1-diphosphate biosynthetic process
Cellular component (GO): cytoplasm; membrane; ribose phosphate diphosphokinase complex
Molecular function (GO): magnesium ion binding; transmembrane transporter activity; ribose phosphate diphosphokinase activity
Source: RefSeq, a predicted model, not a curated record